CUCUCCGUGCACUCAAUACUCCUCAAAAUUCGUGGCUUUUCCCUUGCGACAUCCGUCGUGCGGCUGCAUGUGAUUCUCUCUGCCAAGGACAAGGACUGGAAGCCCUGUAUAAAUCCACCUCCGUCGUACCUUGCGUUGAGGCGUCUCCACACGCAGAUCCUCUCCCUUUUGCGAUCACAAGAUGAAGAUGAAGCUGUUUCUUCUUUUCGUCACCGCCAUCCUUUUGAUCCAGGCUUUUGCAGAGGCUUCGCAAGGGACUGAUGCCAGUCACGCUCUCGCCAGUAUGAACGGAGGAGAGAGGGGGAUCACCAACAUUGACAAACGUCAUCAACAUCAUCCUCGCAAGAUCAAUUGCAGCUACGUGUGCGCAAGGAGAUGCAGCAAGUCGUCGCGCAAGAAUAUGUGCCACAGAGCGUGCAAGACAUGCUGCGCGAGGUGCCACUGUGUGCCGCCGGGGACCUACGGCAACAAGAACGCCUGCCCGUGCUAUGCCAAGCUCAAGACCCACGGAAACAGACCCAAAUGCCCUUGAAGCAGAUCUCGACGGCUUUGUUCUUGGCUUUACCCAAUUUAAUAUACGUGAUGUGUAAUAAUGCGAGUUGAGUUCUCCCUUAUUUGUGAGUGCUUUUGUUUAGUGUGAAUCAUCUCCUAUUUGAUUGAUGAUGCCAUCAAUAAUCAAAAUCGACCUUCUUAUUAGUCCUUGUGGUGUGCUAUAUGGCCCGUUGAUGCUCCUCCCGGUUUUAGAAACUUGAUAGUGAUAUAUUUAAGAGAUUCCUCAAGUUUUCAUCUUUCUAA
Molecule: messenger RNA, 795 nt
Organism: Syzygium oleosum
Lineage: Eukaryota; Viridiplantae; Streptophyta; Magnoliopsida; Myrtales; Myrtaceae
Product: gibberellin-regulated protein 9
Exons: 4
Coding region: 182-532 (116 amino acids)
Source: RefSeq, a predicted model, not a curated record